Messenger RNA from Magnolia sinica, 3217 nucleotides. RefSeq names its product disease resistance protein RPS2-like. Gene Ontology annotation, molecular function: ADP binding; protein binding; ATP hydrolysis activity. The record is from RefSeq and is a predicted model, not a curated record. The transcript has a single exon. Lineage: Eukaryota; Viridiplantae; Streptophyta; Magnoliopsida; Magnoliales; Magnoliaceae. Bases 390 to 3092 code for a protein of 900 amino acids.
ACAAAAUACUUUUAAGGGCUAUUCAUCAUUAUUUUUAGUGGUAUAGCCCACUUCAGAUUUGGAUCUUCUUAAUGUUUGAGACCGCGUCCAAAAAUGAGACGGCAAAAAUAUGAACGGCCUGGAUGUACAAAAAACACAUCAAGGUGGGCCCUAGACGGUUGAGUAACAUCUACACUCCCGCCUUCAACACUGGCGAUUCGCACUCAAUAAAAGGAAAUGGCACCCAAAUCCCAUUUGCCUUCAACUCAGACUAUUCCGAGAAAAAAAAAAAAAACAGUUGAAAUUUAGAAACUAGAAAAAAAUUAAAUAAAAAAUAGCACUCUUACUCAUCCUCUUCAUUCUCAGCCAUUCCGUACAUUCUAACCAUCUCAUUGUCUCUUUCCAUAGCCAUGGAUUUCAUCAAACCAGUCAUCGACGUUGUUUCUUGCUUAUGGGGUCCCACCACCCUAUGCAAACACUACGUCGUCAACCUCCGAGAAAAUGUCGACUCCCUGAAGGAAGCCACGAACGAAUUGAAAUCUGUAAAGAAUGAUGUGAAGACAAAGGUCGAUGAAGCCGAACAGCAACUGCUCAAAUGCAAGGACAAUGUUCAAUGGUGGCUACAAAAAGUUGAAGACACCGCAAGAGAAGUGAAUGAGAUGGAAGAAGCUUUUCUGCAAAUGAGGAGGUGUUUUGGGAGUUGCCGACCCAAUUUCUGGUCGGGCUACAAGCUCGGCAAGAGAGUGGCGAAGAAGCUGGAAGAUGUAUCUGAGUUGAAGAGCAAAGGUGAGUCCUUCAGUGAGGUGGCAUACAAGCCGCUUCCCGAUGCCAUUGAAGAGAUGCCAAGCACAUCAGCUGUGGGCAGAGACUUGGUGUUGGAGAAGGUUCUAAACUGGAUUGGCGAAGGGAAAGGGGGAGUUAUUGGAAUAUAUGGAAUGGGGGGAGUCGGCAAGACAACCCUCUUGAAAAAGAUCAAUAACGAGUUACUUGGAAGAACCCAUGAAUUUCAUGUCAUUAUUUGGGUGGUGGUGUCUAAGGAAUUAAACAUGGAAAAGAUUCAGAAGGAUAUUGGCAAGCGGUUGGGCUUGUCUUGGCCGGAGAAUGAAAUCAACGAGUCACGCGCUCGAGACAUUCAUAAGGUCUUGAGGGAGAAGAAAUUCAUGUUGUUGUUGGAUGAUAUAUGGGAAUGGUUGGAUCUAGAGAUGGUUGGAAUUCCCCAUCCAAGUAGCCAGAGCAUGAGCAAGGUUGUAUUCACUACACGAUUUGAGGACAUCUGUGGCCGUAUGGCUGCCAAUGAGAAGAUCAGAGUAGAAUGCCUCCCGGAGCAAGAAGCAAUGAAUCUAUUCGAACAGAAUGUUGGUGAAGAGGCCAUGAUUUCUCACCGGGACAUACCGUCCCUUGCUAUGAAGGUUGCCAAAGAAUGCAAAGGUCUACCUCUCGCACUCAUCACGAUUGGGCGGGCCAUGGCAUGCAAGAAGACCCCACAGGAAUGGGAGCAUGCAAUAUCAGUUCUUAGCACGAGCAAGCCACCAUCAGAGAUAGAAGGUAUGGAUGAUGAAAUGCUUUUGCGUUUGAAAUUCAGUUAUGAUAAUCUCGGUGGUGACAUGAUUAAAUCAUGCUUCCUGUACUGCGCACUGUUUCCGGAGGACUACUCCAUUCGCAAAGAACAACUUAUAGAUUACUGGAUAGGUGAAGGAUUCUUAGAUGGGUGGGAUGAUGAUCUUGAUGAAGCACGUAACAAGGGACAUGAUAUCAUUGGAAGAUUAAAGGCUGUGUGCUUGUUAGAGAAUGGUUCAGAUGAAAAAACAGAGGUGAAGUUGCAUGACGUGAUACGUGAUCUAGCGUUAUGGAUAGCUUCCGAGUGUGGGAAGAAGAAGAACAGGUUUUUGGUGCGAGCAGGCAUUGGACUGAGUCAUGCACCGGAGGUCGAAAUGUGGAAGGAGGCCGAGAGGAUAUCUGUAAUGAAUAAUUACGUAAAAGAAAUAACAGAGACACCUCAAUGCCCCAACCUAUUUACCUUGAUGCUCCAAAUGAAUUCGCAUUUUGAAAACGUCCACACUGAAUUUUUUCAAUUCAUGCCUGUUCUUAAGGUCUUAGAUCUUUCACAUUCAUCUAUUAAGGAGCUUCCUGCAGGGAUAGGUAACUUGGCAGAGCUACGAUAUCUCAAUUUAUCGUGCACAUGCAUUGAAUCAUUGCCUGAAGAGAUAGGAAAUCUGACGAAGCUGAAGCACUUGGACUUGGAAUCAACAGAUUGUUUGCAGAGAAUUCCUCGCGGGGCAAUCUCUAGGCUUUCUGAGUUAAUUGUGAUGAACGUAAAUCAAAGUUAUUCAAAAUGGGAAGAGGGGAGUGGUGGAUGUAAUAUGACUGAGUUGGUAGGCUUGAAACGUUUAACCCAUCUUCAAAUCUGCAUAGAAACUCUGGAAGCUCUUGAAAGGUUGCUGAGCUCUAACCAACUGAGGAAUGCUACUAGGUUUCUACAACUGAAAGGAUGCGAGGGACUGACUACAUCCACCCAACUGUUAUACUCUUUUUCAUCAAUGAAGAGUCUUAAAGUACUUUCUAUUCAAUCUUGUGAUAUGUUGAACGGCGUGACGAUUGGUGCUGAUGGAGCGAGAGAUGAUGAUUAUCUUGUUUAUUGCCUAGAAUCACUCAAACUUGACCGUCUCCCUGUCUUAAAUUACAUCCAUGUGGGCCGCGGAUGCUUCCGGAGCUUUCGCAGUAUAUAUAUUUGGAAUUGUUUCGAGUUGAAGAAAAUUCAUUAUUUACUGCAACUUGAGAAUCUUGAAACAAUCGAAAUAGUAGAUUGCCCUGUACUAGAAGAUGUAAUAAGCACAACUGCUGACGAUGAAGUGGGAGAGAAACGGCUAAUGCAGCUCAAAGCUAUAAAGCUCUGGAACCUUCCAGAACUAAGUAACAUAUGUAGCUAUGCACUGCAUUUUCCUUCCUUGGGGGUACUCAAAGUGAUGCACUGCCCAAUGUUGAAGAAGCUCCCUCUUCAUGUUGAUCAGCAUUCUCUAAGGCUUAUACGUGGUGAAAAAGAUUGGUGGGAUGCAUUAGUGUGGGAAUCAGAUUACAUCAAGUCCUAUUUUCUUCCAUUUUUCAAGGAAUGGUGAGAGUUACUGUAAAGGUAGAAAUCUUUUUACUAGUAUUUCAUAAAUCAAGUCUACAUUUUGUUAUUAAUGUAAUACCUGAUACCUGUUCCAUAUGAUAUUAAAUUAAUUUCUCAUGAGAUGGCUCA